ACACUCAUGACAGAACCCGGUCUUCCUCUGCUAGGGUCAGGUGCAACACUGCAACCAACACAACCUUAUACCACAGCCUUUGAGCAGAGACCUGCAAGCUAAACCUACAGACUCAUCCUAUAGCGACAUUGCAGGAAAACCCUUAAUUGGUGUUCAGCAUGGCCAAUCACACCAGCGUCCUGAGAUGCAUCCUGCUGCUGCUAUUGGCCGUCACUCUGGCCUCGGCUUUGAGAACAUUGGACACGAAUGAAGAGCUGGAGAAGACUGGCUUCGGGACCCCGCCCCCUCGCCACGGCCUCAAACUACUCCUCUGGUAUGUCCAGACCUGCAUCGACAACAACAUGGUGUCUCUCUGUGACCCCAGGGAGGGAGCAUACGGGUUCCAUAUGUUCAAGAACUAUAAACUGUUACUCCCCAAACUGAAAGACCAGAACCUGUACACCUACUACACCAUUGGUAACCUCCAUUCCCACGGUGCAGAGAACCUGCCCUAUGAAGUGAGGCGAUACUACGACAAGGACAACCUCCUCAGCAACCAGGACAGGGUGUUGGUGAAGUACAACCAGAACAACAAUCACAUCGACAAGAUCUACAUCUCAGAGCACUACAAGCAACGCAAGACGUACAUGAUCGGGCCCAAUCUUCUCUCCUCUCUCAGACAGCCCAGCUGGCUUGCAAUGAUAUGAUAGUAUGAAUAUCAAAUCUGUACAUUAUGCCAUUCACUGUUGUUUUUCUUGCCACAAACCUGAUGGCAUUACUAAACCUGUAAUAUGUCAACCUGA
This is a messenger RNA of Oncorhynchus nerka (sockeye salmon), 782 nucleotides long. RefSeq lists its product as uncharacterized. The record is from RefSeq and is a predicted model, not a curated record. NCBI's taxonomy places the organism in Eukaryota, Metazoa, Chordata, Actinopteri, Salmoniformes, Salmonidae. The transcript has 2 exons. Bases 159 to 686 code for a protein of 175 amino acids.